Molecule: messenger RNA, 1796 nt
Organism: Setaria italica (foxtail millet)
Lineage: Eukaryota; Viridiplantae; Streptophyta; Magnoliopsida; Poales; Poaceae
Product: rho GTPase-activating protein 2
Exons: 5
Coding region: 272-1612 (446 amino acids)
Biological process (GO): signal transduction
Molecular function (GO): GTPase activator activity
Source: RefSeq, a predicted model, not a curated record
AGCUCCUGCUGCCUUCAAGAACCAGAGAGAGAAAGGAAAAAAAAAGCCGUUGCUUUUGCUUCGGUUCUCGCCAAGAACUCCUCCCGCGGCACGCACAAGGAGAGAGAGAGAGAGAGGGAGAGGGAGAGGAGCUUCGAUCUGCGUGUCGGCGGCGAGAUUUUGGAGGCAUCCGAGGAGGGAGAGAAGCCGGGCAGGCGAGCCGGCGAGGUUCAUGUCUGCUAGCUCGGUUGCUGCGUGAGGCGGUCGUAGGAGGAGGAGAAGCGGAGGGGGGAUGACGGGGGUGGUGGUGGUCUCCAGCGCGGGGUGCAAGGGCGGCGGGGGGAAGAGGAGCUCCGGCGGCGGAGGCGGGGAGGAGGAGCGGCGGCGGCGGGCCGCGGUGCUGGAGCUGCUGCUCGCGGCCGUGCGGCGGUCCGUGGUGGCGUGCCGGGUGGAGCGCGGGGGCGCCGGGGCAGGGUGGCCGGCGGGGGAGGGGGAAGGGGAGGAGGAGGACGCGGCGGCGGCGGAGCUGGGGGAGAUGGAGAUCGGGUGGCCCACGGACGUCCGCCACGUCGCCCACGUCACCUUCGACAGAUUCCACGGGUUCCUCGGCCUCCCCGUCGAGUUCGAGGACGAGAUGCCGUGCCGCGUGCCCAGCGCCAGCGCCAGUGUUUUCGGUGUCUCGGCUGAAUCAAUGCAAUGCACCUAUGAUGGCAAGGGCAAUUCGGUCCCCACCAUAUUGCUGCUCAUGCAGGAGAGGCUGUAUGCCCAGGGGGGCCUCAAGGCUGAGGGGAUAUUUCGCAUUAAUCCAGAGAAUGACCAAGAGGAGCAAGUGAGGGACCAGCUAAACAAAGGAGUUGUACCAGAGGACAUUGAGGUUCACUGCUUGGCCAGCCUGAUUAAGGCAUGGUUCAGGGAACUUCCAGAAGGUGUGCUCGACGGCCUCUCCCCUGAGCAAGUGCUGCAGUGCAAUUCUGAAGGGGAGUUCCUUCAGCUUGUGACGCUUUUGCGCCCCACACAGGCGGCACUUCUCAAUUGGGCUGUUGAGCUAAUGUCUGACGUUGUCGAAGAGGAGGAGCUCAACAAAAUGAAUGCUAGGAACAUAGCCAUGGUGUUUGCGCCCAACAUGACACAGAUGUCAGAUCCAUUGACGGCCCUGAUGCAUGCCGUCCAAGUCAUGAACUUUCUCAAGACAUUAAUCUUGAGGACGCUCCGGGAGCGUGAUGAUGCAGCCACUGGAGGAGAGUACACUCCAUACUCCUCUCCAGCGUCAUCCAUCCAGCAGGAUGCGGCCGAAUGCUGUUACAGCAGCGAGCGGGACAUGGAUAGGAGCUGUGAGCUGAGUGACAUGCACAGCCAGAUCAGCAAGUCAGGGCGACAUGCUGAUUACCUCGUGCGGUACAACACCUGUUUUGACAGCGAGCAAGAAAUCGAUGAUCAUCUGAGUGAGGUCGAAGAAGGGUUCCUGCGUAGGCUGGAGCGCGACAUUGAAGCGGAUAGACCGAAGGAAAGUGCAAGAGAACAGUGUGAAAUGAACUUGGAGGUGAUGGCCAUGGAGGAUGUUGAGCUGAAAGAUGAGGACAAAGCAGUGGAGAAGGGGUUACAGAAGGAAGAGGGUUUGGAAUCCAUGGCAUGAUGGCAAUUGUGUAUUUGCCGCUGGUUAAUGUUAUGAACUACUGACCAAUGGAUCCGUUUGUCAACACCUGGUUGAAUGUGUGACUGCUGUAUGAUCCUGAAUGUGGGUAUAUGCAUCCUUGGGACAAUAUUUGGAAAUCACCAUUAUGUGCAGGUUAAUUUUAGCAUGAGUCCAUGAUUACAUC